Messenger RNA from Cherax quadricarinatus, 9302 nucleotides. Its product is annotated as alpha-protein kinase 1. NCBI's taxonomy places the organism in Eukaryota, Metazoa, Arthropoda, Malacostraca, Decapoda, Parastacidae. The record is from RefSeq and is a predicted model, not a curated record. Gene Ontology annotation, cellular component: nucleus. Gene Ontology annotation, biological process: regulation of transcription by RNA polymerase II. Gene Ontology annotation, molecular function: DNA-binding transcription factor activity, RNA polymerase II-specific.
CAGGUGAGACUUGCAAUGUAUGCAACACUGGUCCGCGCCCCGCCGGCCGCCCCUGCUGGCCUGGCAUCCCCCGCUCAACGCCAUCUAUUGAUAAACAUUGUAAUCACGCUCCGUUACGGGGUAUCACGGAGCAUCAUGGCCUUAUCUCGAUUAUUUGCCGCUUGUAAGACUUGAAAACCUCCCGGAGCGGCGUGGAGGAGGAUGCAUGGCACUUGCAGAAGAAAGAUCCUGAACUGUGAAGCAGUGAUCUGAUCUGGCAAUAACUGUUGAAUCUCACACCAGUGAUAAAUCUCUCAAUACUCAGCAGUCAAACAACAUUGACCAUGGCAGCUACAUGAAUCCUUAUCCAGUGAUAGUGUUAAGACCUUGAUGGACAGUGUUUAUCGUCUCGUUACUUAACGUAAAUAGAUAUUAAGGAUGCUACCUUAGUAGAGCUUAAAGUGAGAGAGUGCAAAUAGAAAUGGUAGUAAUGUAUGUUCGGUGUAAGAGAAAAUGAACUCGAUGCACAACAGUUUUGGUGGGUCUGGAGGGUACCCGGGGCCCUACCCUGGCUAUGUGCCACCCCCAGCUGCCCUCCCCUACUACAACGGCUACCCAGGUGACCUGACUCAAGUAUCCAGCCCCUAUUAUGGCAAGCCAACUGCCGUCCCUCCAGGUUAUUCCUCAGGCAUGGGCAGUUACUCUGCUCCACCCAUCAAUAACUCUUCUAUGUACUAUCAGCAGUAUGGGCUGGGUUACCAGUACGGCUACACAAAAUAUGGUCUGGGUUCGGGGCUGGGUUCGAGCCUGGGCUCCAAUCUUGGCUAUUCUUCAGAGCUUGCAGGAGCCUCUGGCAUCACCCCACCAUCCCUGGGUGGUCUACAGGCUCCUACCACUGACCUUGGGCUAACUGGCUCAAUGUUUUCUAAAGGAAAAUUUAGUGGAGGACAAGGAAGUCCUUCACCUCUGGCCAGUGGAUUGGGAGUGGGCCAUGGGAGCUCAUCAUCUCUUCUGUCACCUGUUACUUCCACUCCUCCAUCACCGGGUCCACACAACUUAACAGGUAGUCUUGGUGGCACUGGAGCAACACCAAGCCCACCAGUAGACGUCAUUGAAUCCAAGAAAGAUUUAGACAAAAUGCGCCGCUGUCAGGUGUGUGGUCAGGUGUUCCGUCUGAUGAGUGAAUGCUUAGCACACAUGAAGUCUGUUCAUGCAGUACAUGAACCACCACUCAGUAUGUACAGCCUGCAACAUGGUGCAGGGGGUCAUCUUAGUCAGUCUCUCUCUGCUACUUCCUCAGGAGUUCCAUCAUCUCUCACCUCUAGCUUAGGUCCUCCCAACAACACCAGAACAGGUGGAGUGGGUGCCCCAGACAGUCCUCUUAUGGCAUUAGAACGUAUGGGAUGGGGGGAAAAACAGGGCCUACUUCCUUCAUUACAUGCACCCCCAUCUCCCCUUACACCUGCCUAUACCCCUGCCCCAGCUGUCACCCCCGGGCCACAACACCCGUCCACCCAGCACCUUUCUACCCAGCGCUUGUCCACGCAACAUCCAUCAAGCACCCAUCACUCAUCCCAGCAUUCUUCUCAACACCCAUCCACCCAGCACCCAGCCUCCCAGACCCCACCUGCCCCACACCCUUUGAUGGAAACAAAUCAUGGUGAUCACCACAACUCCAGAACCCCCAUAAGUAGCUUAUCCAUGACAUAUUCAAUGAGAGCAGACCCACAUGUAUCUCAGGCCCAGAUUAGGCAUGCUUUUCCUGCCUGUUCUGUAUCAGAAAAUCUCUCUGUGAAUGAUUCAAGAACAGAGGCGGCCUUGAGCUCGAAUUAUAUCAAGCCUCGAAAAAGUAGCUCUUAUUCUGUAUCCAGUAUCAUAGGAGAAACCAAUGAAAGAAUAGGUGAGAGAGGGAGUACUUUGUCUCAAGAGCCUCCCAGUAGUUACACAGGCCAAAGUCCGUCAAGAAGACAGCAGUCCCCUGCCACAAGACCAGUGACAACAGAGGUAUAUGAGCAGCAUAAUAGUGUUGCUGAACAAGCACAAGAUAACCAUUGCUCUCACACAGUGUCUCGGAUAACUAGUGAGGAGUAUUCAGUACAAGAUAGAGAAAUGACUCAAAAGGACCAAAUCAUGUCCAAUGAGCAGAAGCGUCAACAACAGCAUCAUCAUCAUCAUCAUCAUCUUCAUCAGCAGCAACACCAACAGCAGCAGCAGCACCAACAUCAGCAUCAGCAACACCAUCAACAGCACCAUCAUCAGCAUCAGCAAAAACAUCAACAUCAAUCAGAAGGACAAAAGAGCCUACUAGUAUCCCAUGGCACUAUUGACAGACACCCUGAAGAACCAAAAACUGCCUCGGCAGACGAUAUGAAAGAUAUGCCUGAGGACUUGUCACAACAUGCCUCAUCCUCCCCGGCACACACUUAUCCUGCUCUGUCCUCACAUAAUAUAUCUAGAGAUGACACCUCACUUGAACAUGAAGAAAUCCAUUGCGACAAGCAAGACAGUAAAGCCCAACAAAGUAGACACCAAGAAAAUACGCUAGAGUCUCGGGUGAACUCUCCCCCACAGCAGAAAGAAGAGGAGCAGAUUAGUGUUACAAUUUCCAAGCAGCAACAACUAAGUCCUCAGAAUAAUGUGAAUCAAGAGUCCAUAUUACACUCUGAUACAGUUACCUUGGCACCAAGGGAACAGAGCCAGCAACAGCGGAAACAGUCAUGGAGUCCAGCACAGCAGCAAAGCUAUGGACAGAUGUCACAACAGGCAAGUUACCAGCAGAAUGAACAACAACAUCAACAACAGCAGCAGCAACAACAGCAGCAGCAGCAGCAACAACAACAACAACAGCAACAGCAGCAACAACAGCAGCAACAACAACAGCAGCAGCAACAACAACAACAACAGCAACAACAACAACAGCAACAACAACAACAACAACAACAACAACAGCAACAGCAACAACAGCAGCAGCAGCCAGCACAGCAACAGCCAACCCAACAACAGCCACCACAGCACCAACAACAGCCACCACAGCAACAGCACCAGCAGUCAUCACAGCAACAACACCAGCAGGUGCCACAUCAAAUGCAACAGCCUUCGCAGAUGCACCAGCAGUCUCCACAACAACACCAACAACCACCACAGGCACAGCAACAGCAACAAUCACCACAGCAACAACACCAGACACAACAGCACCAUCCCACUCCACAACAACGCCAGCCACCACAGCAGAGUUAUCCUAGCUGGUCUGGUAGUGUAGGGUCAGGAUACUCUGGGCCCAGUGCUCAGUAUUCUUAUGGAUAUUCUCAGGGCAGCAGUGUUCAGUCUAGCACAGGAAGUUCACAUUCCCAGCCUCCAAUGGCAGCACAUAAGUCUUCAAAUUAUCACCCAAUGCAGAAUAAUUAUUCAGCACCAUAUGGUGGUCCACCAGGUGCUGGAUACCCCCCAGACUUAGCCAGUAGAGGGGCAUCAAGCCAACAGGGUUAUCCUCAGAGUCUGUGGUACACUGCUGGAGGUGCACGCAUGGAUUCUAAAACAGGCUGGAAUCUUUGGCCCAGCCAAGUUCAUCAGUCUUCAGGGUUCCCUCAGUCAUAUGGUCCUUAUUCUUAUCCAUCUUCCAGUCAGCAGCAGCAGCAGCAAAAAUCACAGUUGCAGCAGUCAUCACAGCAGCAGCAUCCACAGUCUUCUCAACUUCCACAGGCAUCACAGAAGCAUUCACAGCAAAUUCAGGCACCACAGCAGCAUCAGUCACAGUCUCAACAAAUACCAUCACAACAAAUGCUGCAGUCUCAGCAGGGUCAGAUACAGUCUCAUCCACCCCAGCCAGCUCAGUCUCAACCAUCACAGCCACGAACUCCGGCACCACCAUCACAAGCUCAUACCCAGCACCAACAACCACCAGCACAACCGCCAGCACAACCACCAGCACAACCACCAGUACAACUGCCAGCACAGCCACCAGCACAACCACCUCAGUCAUCUCCACAACAACAACAACAACAACAACAACAACAACCACAACUCACAUCCCAACAAUCCCAGCUACUUCCACAAUCUCACCCUCCACCACCCGAGUUGCAUCAACAAGAAGCCCAGUCUCAACCAUCAAAUAACCAACUUGAAGAGAUGACCCAGCAGGAUCUGGCCCAGCAGGAUCUGGCCCAACAGGAUCUGGCCCAGCAGGAGCAAACUGAAGAAGAACAAACUAAGCAAGAACAAACUCUACAUGAACAGGAAGAAACCCAGCAUGAUCAAAAACAGCAGGAUGAAAUCCCACAGGUAGAAAUAAAAGAGGAGCAAACACAGAAAGACCAAACCGAUGCUGAACAAACCCAAGAGGAACAAACUCAAAAGGAGCAAACUGAGCAGGAGGAAGCCCAGCAGGAAGAAAUUCAACAGGAGAGACUGCAGCAAGAAGAACUCCAGCAGGAGGAAGCCCAGCAGGAGGAAAUCCUGCAGGAAGAGAUCAAACAGGAAGAAACACAGCAGGAAGAAACCCAAGAAGAAGAAACCCAGCACGAAGAAUCUCAGCAGGAAGAACUACAGGAAGAAUCUCAUCCAGAAGAAAAUCAACAAGAACAACCAACAACCAGUCACAGUGGGGAGGAGGAAAGUGAUAGCUUUAGUCAGAAGUCAGUUGAGAAUAAUAGUACUUAUCAACACCAGGAAGAUCACAUCACAAAUAAUGCUCUUCCCAAAAAACCUCUGUAUAAAAUCGGUCCCAAAAGUAGAACUCUGGCUGCUAAACAGUAUAGUCAGAUAGAUGAUCUAGAGGACUAUAAAUGUACAAUAACAGUACAUGAAAAUGGUUCUGUUAAUGGUUACGGUGUUUUACCUACUCAUCCUCUGGCAGUCAAAAGUAAUUCACAGUCUUGUGAUUCAUCUGAUAGUGAAGUUAAUAGCGAAGAUGGUUUUCCAACUUUUGUGCAGCUAAGACCAGCCAAAAGACGCUGGAAGAGCCAGAGUCGGGAAGGAGUGUUCAUUGGGCCCAAACGUAUAAAACAGGCUCGUCUUGUGCGUGAGCGACAAGAGCGCCGCCAUCGCAGUCUCCAGGAGCAGCUACGACAGACAGAAUUAGAGGAAGAGAUUCAGGCAAUUAGAGUAGAGAAAUCCAGCGAAGAAGAUGGCCCACUUGGCAAUAUGUUAGUUCAGUCAUCCAUAAUCUUGGCAGAUUCACAGAUGGAGGAGCAGGACAAUGUAGAACAGUGUAUUGCCUCAAUCAAAGCCCAACAGCUGGCCAUUAAUUCUUCAGAUAUCAAUAAUGACUUAGAAAAUUGUGAUAAAUCAUCCUUUAAUGCAUCUGGACAAAUAGUUGGGAAAAAAGCUAAGAAAUCACACACAAGCAAGGUGUUCCACAAUGAAAACUCAGUGAUCAUCAAACACCUUCCUUCCACAGUGUCUAAACGGAAACUUAGGGCCAAAGACUUUAAGUGGAGUCAUUACAUCAAAUCUAUGAGAUAUUGGUGUAGUGACUGUGGCCAUGGCUUUAAGAAUCAGAAGGAAGUAUCCUCACAUUCUGAAGACAGGUGCAAGUGGAAUUGUCUCUACAUGCUCGAGUGCUACGUCAUUGUUAAAGAUGUUCAGUCACAUCCACAUUAUGGACCCAAGGUCCAAGAGCUUCUUGAGGAGUAUCAAGUGGAUGGGCAACACAAGUGCAAGACAUGUGGAGAGAUUAUAGCCCGUAAAGCAGACUUCCUGGUGCACGUCGACUCCCACAAAGACUUCAUGCCAUGGGAGUGCACCAUCUGUGGCACACGUUUCAAGAUCAGAGGCUCUCUUAAGGAGCACCUGCGUUACACGCACAUGAAAGGUCGUGUACCGUGCCUCAAGUGCAACAAGGUGUUCCCCACCUCUACACUACUGAGACAGCAUGUUAAGGUGCACACUCAACACUACAAGUACAAAUCCACAAAGAAUCGCGACGAGGAAUUGAAAGCGGCCAUGGAAGCCACUGCCGGUGCUCUGGAUCCCAAUGCAGAAGUGGUGGAAGACGAGGUCGAAAAGCUCUCUGACGAGGCCAAUGAGUACAGGAACUGGUGCAAGCUGAUGGAGCUCAAUGCCAUGAAGAACAUUGGUGUCAACUCUAACACCCCUCCUUCAGAGGAAAAGAAGAAAAUUGGAACUUCCAGUUAGUGUUGGUUGUGGGUGUUAGGCAGUGUUUUGAAUGCAUGCUUGGAGAAGGAGCUUAUUGGUGGUACUAGUGGAGGAGCACACAGCCAUGACACAGUCCUCAGUCCAAGUUAGACAUUAACGUGUGUAUGUGUGGUUCGCCAACCCUCAGGAAGGGACUUCUCUUGUGUUCAUUGUGACAUGGAAAAUAUAUUCUAAGGGUUCCUUUCGUAUGCUGAGGCAGAAAUGUGAGUAUUCUAGAAAGAAUGUAUAGUGUUUAGUUGCACCCCUUUAGAAAAUGUGAGAAAAUUUGCUAGAGGUACAUAAUAUUUAGAAAAAAAAUUAUUUCAUCUUUUUGAAACAGGAAGAGCAAUAAUGAUAGUAUAAAUGUGGUAAGUUAAAAUACAGGGCAGUUAACUACCUUGAAAGCCUACUUAGAAUACAGUAAAAAAAAUGGUUACUGUUUGAGUUACUGUAUAAAUGAAAAAAAGGAAAUUAUAAAUGAUAAUCUUAAAUCAAGAUAUAUUGGUGCGAUAAUUAUAAGUUAGUAUAUGAAUCAAGUGUUCAGUGUAUCUUCAUGUAGUGCAACAGAGAAAGCAAAGCUAACCAGGGAUGAAAUAGAACUUAAUACUAUCACUGGACUGUCUGCCUUUGUACCUCUGAGUGCCAUAGAACUGUGAUUGUGGUGCAGAUCUCGGUGCAUGAGUCCAUUGUGGACUUAAAAAAAAAACAUUCUCAAGGCAGGGGUUGAUGUUUUAUAUACAGCACAGGAAUCUCAGUAAGGUCCACCAUGCUCGUCUCCAAGACAAAUGUGUGGGUGACUUCAUGUUUAUAGCAGCUUCAUAUCACAUGUUUGUACAUAAUGACAGUGUGUGAGUAGUUAAUGUAAGUGACCACCAGUGUUGUGCUUUGUUUGUCUAAUUAAUUAUAGAGAUUUAAAGUGUUCAAAGAUAGGGACUUUUAACUUAGGUUUUUAUUUGUACUUAUGAUUGUUUUCUACUACAACAUAAUUUGUGGUUUAUAGGCUAUUUUUUUUUUUUUUUCUAAAAUAGUUGUGAACUGAAAGCAUUUACAUUUAUGCAGGUUUUGUGUAUCUGCAUAUAGCAUUUAUGAACAGCAGGUAAUUUGCUUUUAGAUAUGUUGCCUAAGCUUAUAGCUUCUAUUAUCUAAUGCUAGAGACAAGUGUACAGGUGCAAUGUAAGUAUCUCGGUGCUGUGCUUCUUGGCUACUGUUGGUUACAGAGCAAACAGGGUGAAUUACGUUAGGAGUUAAAGGUUUAUCAGGUUAAUUUUUAUUUCUACAAUAUUUGAUAAGAUAUUUAUUUGCUUAGCUGACAGUUAUAGGCAGUGUACACAACCUGUCUUUUCAUCCCAUAAGUUGAUGAAUGGUAGUAAAUAUGGAUGAGGCUUGUAGUAUGAAUGAUUUGUUGAUGUGAAUGCCAUUGUUGUUGUCUGUGUGACUGACAUAUCAUUGAGAACAUCAAGUGAUAUGCACAUACUCUAGACAGUUUUUUUUUUUUAAACAGAAAUUCCACUAAAGGUUCCUAAAAAUAAUACUUAGGAAAAGAUCACCUCAGAACAUAGAUAUGUUAUUGUUCCUUUAGUUUUCUGUCAUCAGUGGAUUUCAGUUGCCCGCUACUCAAGCCAUUUUAGUUUACACACUGUUGUCCCUUUUUGCAGUCUUGUAUGAGCACUGACUGAUCUGUGGCCAGAAAUAUGCAUCUGACAUAUGGCAGUCUUUUUUUUAUUAGCCAUUCUUUGAUUUUAUGAAGUGACAGUUGAGAUCAGUGGGCAAGAGAAAAUCCAAAUAAAAAAAAACCAAAACUAGUAUCAAUGUACUAUGUCACACUGUUCUUCAGGGCAAGGGACAUUUCUUGUUCAUUCCAUAUGAAAAGGACAUGUCACAUGAAACAGUAAUACUGGUUCUGUUGAAUAUUUAUUUUUCUUAUUGUGAAAAUAUCAUAAGGGUCACUAUUUUCAAUUUGCUUUAAAGCUAGCUAUUCAGUCAAUUUAAGGCAUACUUUAUUCAUAAAAUUAUCCAAAUGUUUACUGAAAUUUCCACUUUAAAACUAUAAUCAGGUAUCAUGAUAGGCAGUAAAUUUUAUUUUUAGAAUCAAACCCCUUAGUUUUAAAGCCCGAAACCUACAUCAGAAUUUGACAAUUUAGAACUUUUCCUCUUGAAAAUUUACAUUUGUAAUUACUCUGUGAGAGAAAUUCUCUGUUGAACUUAUCAGUGAUUUACAUUUGACUUCCCAGGUGUGAAAAUGGAAUAACACAUCAGCUGGCAAGGUAAACCUUAAAUGACAUUAUUUCUUUAGUUUUAACAUCAGAAGUACAGUAUAAAGAAUAAAAGUUUAUCUCGUGCUACAUUUCCAUGACUGGUUUUGAGAGAGCUUCUAAUUCUGCAACAACCCUUUCUGAGCCCAGAUUUUCCUGUUGACUUCAUGAAGAUGUUGGCUCUACUUCAUGAAAACUUCAGCUCCUCUUCUGAAAGUAUUUCUUGUACCUGUUUGUAGAAGAAUCUUCAACUACAGUUAUUGACACUCAAUUCUCUAAUUUUUCUUAGGACAUCUUUGCAUUUUUUUUUACUGGAUUUCUAUACUUCUCUCUUUAUCUCUCACUCUAGUGAGAGUGGUUGUAGCAGUGUGUGUACUAGAGACCUGGCCACUACUCUCUAGAGUACAUUCCAGGUCCUUUGAGUUGUUCCUGGUUGUAAAGAUAUUUUAUUGAUUCCAGCUUGAGCUUGGUCUUGGAUGGGCCUAAAUAUUUAAACUUUCUUCACCGAAUUGUGGGUUAAUAGUGAAUUGCUCAAGCCAUAGUACAGGAUUGUGACUUGUAUUUGGCAUAAAUGCAGAGGAGUUAAUCAUUGUUUUGAAGAUUAUAUCUUGUGGAAGGCCCAAUGAACCCUAAUGGAAAAAGAAGCAACACUGCUUGAAUUUCUUGAGAUAGCUGAGGUUAAUAAUCCAGUAAUCAAAAUGAAGUAGUCAUAUUCUUGGCAGUGAAAGUGUCUGCCUCAAUCUGCAGUUAACCUUCCUAUUCAUCAUUUGUAUGUUAACCUGAAACCGGGGAAAAACAUAUGGAAUAUUUAUCCUGUUUAGCAUCUUUUAAAUUACUAGAGGUUUAUAUGUGUAUUCUCAGAAGCAAUACAAAAGCAACAUAUAUUUGUGUAAGUAAGUCAUCAUUGCAUCAUUGAGAGAAUCAUUCAUUCUGCGUUGA